This is a messenger RNA of Fusarium sp. VM40, 255 nucleotides long. The record is from the annotation of a GenBank genome assembly. Lineage: Eukaryota; Fungi; Ascomycota; Sordariomycetes; Hypocreales; Nectriaceae.
AUGACUGAUGCUCGGGUUGCCGGCGGCCACAAGGCUACUAUCAACAACCCCAAUACGUCCGACGAGGCCAAGGAGAACUCCCGCCAGGUUCUCGAGAACGAGUUCAGCGGCGGUGAUGUUGAAGGUGCUGGCGACAACAAGGAGAAGAAUCCUGGUAACGUUGCUGGCGGUCUCAAGGCUACCCUGAACAACCCCAAUGUCUCUGAUGAGGCCAAGACGAAUGCUCAGGAACGUUUGGAUAAGGAGGACUUUUAA